Paramormyrops kingsleyae is the source of this 3553-nucleotide messenger RNA. It is a transcript of the gene mthfd1l, whose product is annotated as methylenetetrahydrofolate dehydrogenase (NADP+ dependent) 1 like. Gene Ontology annotation, biological process: tetrahydrofolate interconversion. Gene Ontology annotation, cellular component: cytosol. The record is from RefSeq and is a predicted model, not a curated record. Gene Ontology annotation, molecular function: formate-tetrahydrofolate ligase activity; methenyltetrahydrofolate cyclohydrolase activity; methylenetetrahydrofolate dehydrogenase (NADP+) activity. NCBI's taxonomy places the organism in Eukaryota, Metazoa, Chordata, Actinopteri, Osteoglossiformes, Mormyridae.
ACUAGUCGCGCCCCCGCACUCGGCUCUUUAGAGGGUAACAUCUGAACUCGGGAGCAGACACAGGUCUGUGCGCCGUCAGGACUUCCUUCGGGUUUACAUCAUGAGAUUGUCCGCCGCAUUUCGGAGCGCCUGCAGGAUCUUUCCCGGCUCAUCCCGCGGACAGUGCCGCUCCGGUGUCGGGCUCCUGAGGACCUUUCCUGCUAUCGGCACCUCGCCGGUCCGAGAUGCUGCCUCUGCCGGCGCUGGUGGUUCAUCAGAAGCGGUGAUCAGGAAUGUGGAGAAAUACCGGGAGCGAAGCGGCGAUGUCUGGUACGAAGAGGCGAUCGGUGAGAUCAUCAGGAAGUCCAGAGAUGGCAUAGCCCAGCUGCAGCAGUGCCGGCCCGCCCCCCAGCCGGUGCUGGCCAUCAUACAGGCCGGUGAGGACGACAGUUUGCUGACGACCAACAAGGAUCUAGCUGGGAAGGUUGGGUUAAACGUCAUGCAGAUUUGCUUGCCGACGGACUGCAUGGAAGAUGAGAUCAUGGAGGAGAUCCAGAGGCUCAAUGAGGAUCCUAAAGUGCAUGGUGUGAUCCUGCAUCUUCCGCACGCAUCCCUCACCAGUUGUGUGCUCAACGCCAUCGCCCCAGACAAGGACGUGGAAGGGGUGACGGACCUCAACUUGGGAAGACUUGUGCGGGGCGAUCUCAAAGACAGCUUUGUCCCUCCAUUUGCCAGCGCAGUGAUGGAGCUCUUAGAACGACUUGGUCUGUGUGCGCCAGGGAAGAGUGUGGUGAUUGUGGGUGAGAAUGGACCCCUUGAGGUGGCCAUGCAGUGCCUGAUACAACAGCGAGGGAUGCUGGCUCUCAGCAGUGUGUGGAACGCCGAUGACCUGCAAAAACAGGUUUCGCAGGCAGAUGUUGUCGUACUGACCAGCACAGGACCUGCAGAGUUUUUGGCCAGCUGGCUGCGACCAGGGACUUCUGUUAUCAACUGUCGUCAUGCCAAUUUCUCAGAGCACCAGGAUGCCCCCGUUCACAUGCUGAGGGUGGAGCCUCUGGCUGCAGCUCUCAGGAUGCAGAAUGUGGUAGAGAGCAGCCGCAGGUGGAUGGAGAAGCAGCAGUACCAGCCGUGGAGACUGAGAAGCCUGAAGCUGCAGCCAUUGUGCCCUGUGCCCAGUGACAUCGAGAUCUCCCGGAGCCAGACGCCGAAGGCCAUCGAGCUGCUGGCCAAGGAGAUAGGCCUACUGCCAGAGGAGAUCGAGGCCUACGGCAGAACCAAGGCCAAGGUGCGGCUGUCCCUGCUGGAGAGGCUGAAAGAGCAGCAGGACGGGAAAUACGUCCUAGUAGCUGGCAUCACCCCCACCCCGCUGGGUGAGGGCAAGAGCACGGUGACUAUCGGCCUGGUGCAGGCGCUCACGGCCCACCUGAAGGUCAACUCCUUCGCCUGUCUCCGGCAGCCAUCGCAGGGACCCACCUUCGGGGUGAAAGGCGGAGCUGCAGGAGGAGGGUACGCCCAGGUCAUUCCCAUGGAGGAGUUCAACCUCCACCUGACAGGAGACAUCCACGCCAUCACUGCUGCUAACAACCUGGUCGCUGCAGCUGUCGACGCUCGCAUCUUACAUGAGGCCACCCAAUCAGACAAGGCAUUGUACAGCAGACUGGUGCCCUCUGUUAAUGGACUGAGGAAGUUCUCGCCCAUACAGAUAGCCAGAUUACGGCGCCUCGGCAUCGAGAAGAGCGACCCAGGCACGCUCACAGCGGAGGAGAUCCGCUCGUUUGUGCGGCUGGACCUUGACCCCGCCAAGGUCACCUGGCAGAGAGUCAUUGACACCAACGACCGUUUUCUGAGGAAGAUCACCGUCGGACAAGCGGGUACCGAAAAAGGGAUGACGCGGCAGGCCCAGUUCGACAUCGCCGUGGCCAGCGAGAUCAUGGCCAUUCUGGCUCUGACGGACGGCCUGCGGGACAUGAAGCUCCGGCUGGGCCGCAUGGUAGUGGGCAGCAGCCGGACGGGACAGCCGGUCACCGCCGACGAUCUGGGUGUGACUGGAGCCCUGGCCGUCUUGAUGAAAGAUGCCAUCAAACCUACACUCAUGCAGACGCUGGAGGGCACACCGGUGUUCGUCCAUGCGGGUCCCUUCGCCAACAUCGCCCACGGUAACUCCUCCGUCCUGGCGGACAAGCUGGCCCUCAAACUGGUUGGAGAGGGAGGUUUCGUCGUGACUGAAGCCGGUUUCGGCGCAGACAUCGGGAUGGAGAAAUUCUUCAACAUCAAAUGUCGAGCAUCUGGCUUGCGGCCCAACGUGGUGGUGCUGGUGGCCACCGUCCGGGCGCUGAAGAUGCACGGAGGCGGGCCCAGUGUGUCUGCAGGAGCUCCUUUGCCUCGCGAAUACAUCGAGGAGAACCUUGAGCUGGUUGCGGACGGCUGCAGUAACCUGAGGAAGCAGAUCCAGAUCGCCGGCCUCUUCGGGGUGCCUGUGGUGGUUGCCUUGAACGUCUUCAGGACCGACACGCAGGCGGAGAUCGACCUGGUGCGCCGCGUCGCCAAGGAAUGCGGGGCCUCCGACGCCGUGGCGUGCCACCACUGGGAGCGAGGCGGACGCGGCUCGGUGGAACUGGCACACGCCGUCAGCAAGGCUGCCAGCCAGGAGAGCCAUUUCCGCUUCCUGUACGAGCCGCAGAUGCCCAUUGUGGAGAAGAUCCGGACGAUAGCCCAGAAGGUGUAUGGCGCGGAUGACAUCGAACUGUCUGCAGAAUCACGAGCCAAGAUAGACUACUACAAUCAGCAGGGCUUCAGUAGUCUGCCGAUCUGUAUGGCCAAAACCCACCUGUCCCUGUCCCACAUGCCAGACCGGAAGGGAGUCCCCACAGGAUUUGUCCUGCCCAUCCGGGACAUCCGGGCGAGCAUUGGGGCUGGCUUCAUCUACCCGCUGGUUGGCACGAUGAGCACCAUGCCGGGGCUGCCCACACGGCCCUGCUUCUACGACAUCGACCUGGACCCAGACACAGAGGAGAUCUCUGGACUUUUCUAAGAACCUGCCUCGUCGGGUCCCUGACAGGAGAAACAGAACCACAACACUACAUAGCUCAUCCCAGCCUCUUCUGGGGUGGGGGGUGACAUGGACAGCGGCUUCAUAUCUCCUUUGUGUACGGGGGGGGAACGACAGACAGGCGUGUUCUCCGUCAUCCCAGCAAUCUGUCACAUGAAAACACAGCCCCUGAAGGUCUUUUACAGUGUUCACCACAAUGUCUUAACUGUGUGUGUGUGUGUGUGUGUGUGUGUGUGUGUGUGUGUGUUUUGGGGGGGUGGGGCUCUGGAGUGGUAACUACAUCCUGUACCAGAGGGUUCUUAUACAUUUCUCUACAUGUUCUGAGCUAUUUACAUAACCAGUGCUUAUAUUAAUGAAACCUUAUGCUUGUACAAAUGUUCUUAGUUACAUUUAUAAAAACACUUUCUUUAAUCCAGACCAUGUGAAUGAAUGUCUGCUGUAGCUAGAUACUAAAGCCAGGCUGCCUGCUCCAUUUUUUUAUUGACCUUAAUACCAAUAAGUACGUUAAUAAAGAAUUUUUGUUAA